Molecule: messenger RNA, 1101 nt
Organism: Chelonus insularis
Lineage: Eukaryota; Metazoa; Arthropoda; Insecta; Hymenoptera; Braconidae
Product: pyridoxal phosphate homeostasis protein
Exons: 4
Coding region: 242-991 (249 amino acids)
Cellular component (GO): intracellular anatomical structure
Molecular function (GO): pyridoxal phosphate binding
Source: RefSeq, a predicted model, not a curated record
UAUCCUUACAGACGCUAUUUACAAUUGUUGAUAAUAACAAUAAUGUUUAUAUAGCAUAACAAUUUAUCUGAUAUUCUCAAUACAUCAUCAUUUAUUUCAUUGUUAUCAUUUAAAGCUUACUGACUACUAUAAAUCAGUUCAGUCAAUGUCAAGUAUACAAGAAGUAUUCAUUGAAGCUUAUUUGAUAUUUCUCAACAAUUUUUACUAGCUAUCAUAUCAAAUUUUUCUGAUAAUUAAUGUUAUGAAAAUAAUGAUGGAUGUUGCUGUUAAUUUAAAAGCUGUUAAAGAGAAAAUAUCUCAAGCUUGUGCUCGACGUUCGCCGGAAUUUAAAAAUAUUAUCCCAAGACUUGUCGCUGUCAGUAAAACGAAGCCUGCAAGUUCUGUACUUUCUGCUUAUGAAGCUGGGCAAAAACACUUUGGAGAAAAUUAUGUUAACGAACUGAUAGAAAAAGCUUCUCAUCCUGAAUUAAUUACCAAAGAUAUCCAUUGGCAUUUUAUCGGUCAUCUUCAAAGGAACAAAGUUAACAAGGUUUUAGCGGUUCCAAAUCUUUAUAUGAUUGAAACAAUCGAUACAGAUAAAUUGGCAUCAGCUGUAGAUACUGCUUGGCAGAAGUUUAGGAAAGAAGACAGCUCUAAGCUCAAUAUUAUGGUACAAAUAAAUACCAGUAAAGAAGAAGAAAAGAGUGGAUGUGAUAUUGAACAUGCUUCUGCUCUUAUCAAGCAUGUCAUAGAAAAUUGUAAAAACCUCAAAUUUGUAGGAAUUAUGACUAUAGGUGCUUAUGGAUAUGAUAUUGCUAAUGGUCCUAAUCCAGAUUUUUUAUCGUUGGUAAAAUGCAGAGAAGAUAUUUGUAAAGAAUUGAACAUUAAUAAAGAUGAGGUAGAGUUGUCAAUGGGUAUGUCUACUGACUAUGAACAUGCAAUUGAACUCGGGAGUACAAAUGUACGAGUAGGCAGUGCAAUAUUUGGCAAGCGACCACCGAAAGAUAAUUGAUUAAUUUAAAUUUUAUUAUAAUUAAACAUUAACAGAUUUCUAUAAAAAAUAUAAUUGAUGUUAAGUAAGAGAAAGGCAUAUUUCAUUAAAGUUAUUCAAUAUCUCAGUUA